Molecule: messenger RNA, 363 nt
Organism: Phragmites australis (common reed)
Lineage: Eukaryota; Viridiplantae; Streptophyta; Magnoliopsida; Poales; Poaceae
Exons: 2
Coding region: 1-363 (120 amino acids)
Source: RefSeq, a predicted model, not a curated record
AUGGACAAGAGCAAAGACAACAAUAACGAAAAGUCCACGGACAAUGUGGUGCAGGACACUGAGGAUGAUGAGUCCGAGGCAAACUUCAUGGCUUUGUUGGUGGAGGACACGGACGACGAAGGAGGAGACACAUGCACCAUGGCUGAGAUGGUGGAGGAUUCUGAGGACGACGAAGGUAGCCGCGACCAAGAGGAUAGCGAGGACGCCGCUGCCAGAAACUCAAUGGCCGAGGUGGUGGACUCUGUGGAUAAAGAAGGCGAUGCAAACGCCAUGGCUAAAGUGUCGGAGGAUUCCCAGGAAGAAGAGACCGAUGUAAUGCUAGGCAAAGACUACUUUAUGGAAGACGGUGACAAAGAGCCCUAG